UCGCCGUCUCCGUCUCCGACUCCGCGAAGCGCCUGUCGGACGAUCUUCGGCGUCGCGACGUCGGUGACGCUGUCGCUUCGCGUCUCCCGCCUCCGCUCGCGCGACGUCUCGUCCGUCCGUCUAUUUUUUUUCCUCUCCCUCUCUGCGCGGCCGCUGGCACCGCGACGGGCGAGUUGUCGCCCGGAGGGACUCUCUCUCGCGCGACCGCGCGCGAGAGAAAACAGUGUCGUCGACGAUUUCUCGUGCGCGAACCGGACGAGGAGGUUGACGGUCCUCCUUUUGCGACGCGUCGCGCGAGUAGUGCGAUCCCCGAGUGCCGCGUCGUCGUCGCGCCCGCGCGCCUUUGUCCGUCCCGCCGCGCGCGGCCCUCAGAUCGGCGCGGGCCCCACGAGAAUAUUCCGCGCUGGACACAUCCGCGUGGAGAAUAUUUAUAUCCCCCUCGCGGGAUACCGCGAAUUCUCCCGAGUUCCACGAGGCUUUGAGGAAACGCCCCGCUUUCCGUCCGCGCCCGCGCGCGCGCGCGCGCGCGAGACGCGAUCUCGCCUGCGUCUCUCUUGGAGCGGAGCCGCGCUCUCAGGGUUAGCCGAUGUUUUAUGUAUGAGAUAAAUAACACUCGAUCCGCGCAGGCAUGCAUUCGGGGAUGCACUCUCAGGUGCCGGCGGGAAGAAAGCGGAUAUUCCCGGUAGUACGUGAAGUGGAUCGGCUGCUCGACGGCCGUGUGAUUGAGAUCCUCUACGUCCCGUGAGGAAGGGGGGCAGGGGGAUUCCCGCGAAUGCGAGAAUCAUGUUGCGCCUUGACGCCGCGAGACCGUUUUCCCCGCGGCCGGCUGCUGCCGCCCUGUGCCGAUAGUGAAUUUCCUUCCUGGGCCGAUCGCCGUUCCGGAACUCGCACGCUGGUAUGCAGAGCAAAAUGCAGACGUUCAGCGGGCUCGCCUUCGGGAACGUGUUCAGGAAAAAGGCAAACAAGGUGACCGGAGGACCUCCUGCGGGCAAUGCACCGCCUCCGCCUACACUUAUCAACAAAAUCAAGUACCAACCCGGUGGACCCGUAAUCAAAAAGGAUAAACGGCAAAGCAGCUCGAGAUUCAACAUAUCGAAAAAUCGGGAACUGCAGAAAUUGCCGCUGUUGUCCGAAACACAACAGGGAAACGAGCGGGAGGAACUUUUUAUACAGAAGCUACGGCAAUGCUGCGUCCUGUUCGACUUCGAGUCCGAUCCGUUGUCGGAUUUGAAAUGGAAGGAGGUAAAGCGCACCGCCCUCCACGAGAUGGUCGAGUACGUAACCAAAAACAAAAACGUUAUUACCGAGGCGAUAUAUCCCGAAGCGGUGAACAUGUUUGCCGUGAAUUUAUUCCGGACGCUACCCCCAUCGUCAAAUCCUAAUGGCGCGGAGUUUGAUCCGGAGGAGGAUGAGCCAACGUUGGAGGCGGCCUGGCCGCACUUGCAGCUCGUCUACGAAUUCUUUUUGCGGCUGCUGGAGUCGCAGGACUUUCAACCGUCCAUAGCGAGACGUUACAUAGAUCAAAAAUUCGUGCUGCAGCUCUUGGAGCUAUUUGACUCCGAGGACCCGAGAGAGAGGGAUUUCCUUAAGACGACCCUCCAUAGGAUUUAUGGAAAAUUCCUAGGACUCAGGGCGUACAUUAGGAAACAGAUCAAUAAUGUUUUCUAUCGAUUUAUUUAUGAGACGGAACAUCACAACGGCAUCGCAGAACUACUUGAAAUUUUAGGAAGUAUUAUAAACGGCUUUGCUCUGCCGCUAAAGGAAGAGCACAAGGUGUUUUUGUUAAAAGUCCUGUUGCCCCUGCAUAAAGCUAAGUCACUGUCCGUGUACCAUCCACAACUAGCGUACUGCGUCGUUCAAUUUCUGGAGAAGGAUCCGUCGUUGACGGAGCCCGUAAUUAGAAAUCUGCUGAAAUUCUGGCCAAAAACACAUUCCCCGAAAGAAGUUAUGUUCUUGAACGAACUUGAAGAGAUCUUAGACGUCAUUGAACCAGCUGAGUUUCAGAAAGUCAUGGAUCCAUUGUUCAGGCAAUUAGCCAAAUGCGUGUCAUCACCGCAUUUCCAGGUGGCGGAAAGAGCUCUCUAUUAUUGGAAUAAUGAAUACAUAAUGUCCUUAAUAUCGGACAAUUACUCUGUCAUUCUACCGAUAAUGUAUCCAGCCUUUUACAGAAACUCCCGCAAUCACUGGAACAAGACGAUCCACGGUUUAAUUUACAACGCCCUGAAACUUUUCAUGGAGAUGAAUCAAAAAGUAUUCGACGAGUGUACAACACAGUACUAUCAGGAGCGUCAAAGAGAACGAAAGCUCAUGAAAGAUCGAGAUGAAGCAUGGAUGCGCGUGGAAGCGCUCGCGAUGAGGCAUCCAAACUACAAUAUCGCAAUCGCAAUUAAAGGCACAACGAAUAAUACAUCCUACACAUCACUACAACAUAUAGAUAGUUCACCACCUGACGAGGACGGUGACACGGAUCAAACUCCGCUCACUUUGGAGAAAAUCGAAGCUAAAGCCAAUGAGGCGAAGAAAAUGACAAACGUGAACAAAGUGAAACCGCUUUUACGAAGGAAGAGCGAUUUACCGCAAGAUUCGUACACAAUGCGGGCAUUGUCCGACCACAAACGCGCCGAUGAAUACCUUGUUACGCCGCCAGAUCCCAAUAAUUGCUAGUCUCUACCACAACCCCUUCCCAUGUAUCCUCUGUUUUGCUGUAGCAACAUCGGAAGUUAGCUUUCUUUUUGGGAGGAAAAACGGCGAUAAGAACACAAAUAAUUUGGCUAAGAGUCCCACUGUGCGAAAUCAGUGACGUUAUUGUCAUCUCAAUGUAUAUCACACAUCAUAUUUGCUUUUUUUUUUUAAAUAGAAGAAAGAGGAAUCCUAUUAUCCCGCCGCAUAUCGUGCGAUUCAAAGACAGAGUGUAUAGGUACUCGUAGAAGCUUACAGAAGAAACUCGUUCUUUAUAGAAAAGCAUUGUAUUUAUUUCUUCACUAUGAAAAAAGAAACGCAUUGCGGUUAAGAACUGUAAUAGCAUCAUUAUAAAAGACGCGCAUGUAAUAAACGAGAAGGGCCCUAAAUACAUUACUUCUAGAAUCGCCAUCACCGAAUCAGCGCUCUGAGGUGCUACCCUCCGCUAUGUCUCAACAAUAAGAUAAUGUAUGGAUAAUGUACGUAAACGAGAUUUAAUUGUGGAUACUACGGUUGUAAUGGAUUUGGUUUUAUUCUACAAGAGAUUUUAUAUACAGAUGAGAGCUAUGUGCGGGAAUGUGAUCGAAGAUAUACACGUAUCCUCUCGAUGUUGUAACCCAUACUAUUGCGCUAUGCGAGCUUGUUGUGUUAACAUUCUUGCGAAUGACGGCGUUUCCAUUUAUGUGCAAAUGAUAUAUACAUAUAUAAAUAUACGUACUUGCUUUAACACUACAGGCUCGUUGUAGUACGAGGAGAAAACAAAUGAGUGGAGACAAGGGAGAAGAAUACACGCCGGUGUGCGCGUUAUCUUAGGAUGUAUAUGAUAGUGCUAUUUUAAAAAUAAUAGAUUGCUACGAGAAAAUCUGGAUACUUCUGAGUGUACUACUUUUGUAUCUGUUGUGCCUAGAUGCCUGUGGAAAAAAAAAACAAGAAUGUGCCUCCGCGCGGGGCCUAUAUACUACGAACAGCAAGAUUAAGCAGCGAGUUUACAUGUCGCUUUGCCAAAUAUAAUCGAUAUUACAGAAUUUCAGUAAUGCUUGCAUAACAUGUUGUGUUGUUAACUCAUUGAUCUUGAGAUUAAUUGAAAGAUUAUACUGUUGCGGCCCAGAGAUAGGAGGGAGAAGAGUAAGGGAAGAGAAGAUGCGAGAAGGGGAAGGGUUAAAAUACAAUUUAGUCCUUGCGCUGCUGGCAGGUUGUUACGUUAAUAAUUGUCGAGGAUACCUUGUUGAACAUAGAUAUGAUAAGCACUUAUAUAUUAAAUAUUAGAAAUUAAAACUACGGAGAUAGAUUUAAAGAUUAUUUACUUAUUAAUUAUUCCUAUUCAACAGAGGAAUGGCCAUUUCAGCUAAUUGAUGAUUAAUUAGUGGUAUAAAUAUCAUAAUUAUUAGUUAUUGUAUUAUUUUUAUAUAGUAACGAAACGAAUAAUGACGAAAAUAGGGUAAUAGUAAUAAUGUAGUAGCUGAUACAUGUGGCAAAAUGCCUUGAAUCCGUUUAAUCUAUCCGGAAAUCUACGUUUUUCCCAAAUUAGAUCGAUAAUAAAUAAACCAUGCAUUUCUUAGGAAAACAAAUACCGUCACGUGUCAGACAGAAAGAGGAGAGGGAGGGGGGGGAGGAGGGGACGAGAAUUCUUAUACGCCGCAUGCAGCAACUCGAAAAUGACAUCGAAUCAGAUAAUCUCCGCGAAUGUGAAUGUGCACGCCUGUAAAAGCUUGAAUCGAAUCGUAGAGGACCGAAAGGGAAAGGAAUAAUCGUAAUAAUAAUACUAUUAUAAAUAAUAAUAACGCCGUUAUUAAAAGGAUAUAGAGUUGCCGGAUCGUUUCAAUGUAAUAAAGAACGUUAAUCUUGCAUGGGAGUUCUUUCAUACGUAUUAUGCGUAAAGCAUCGUAGGAAUAUUUCAUCCGCGAUCGUACAUCCGUUUUUCAAUAAGGAUCCAAAAUGGGAAUUCGAACCGGUGUAAUUUCGUCGCGAUUUAGGUCCAGAUGCCUCGUGGAUGCUGUGAGCACCCAAAAACAAGGCUCUCCAAACAAGAUAACAAUAAAUACACGACGAUCGACGUACCUUUCACUUUUAUAAUCGAGACUCGAACUCGCCGGUAAUCGCGCCGAUCUCGAUCCGACACGGAGAGUCUCAGGCCUGAUCUACAAUGUGCUCUUUGCGUAUAGAAACAGUCCAUUUUGUAGCCAAUAAAUACGUUUAAAAGAUUUAUGCAAAUUGACAAGUUGUACAUUAUACAUCGUACAUUGUCGAUAAAUGUUUUAAGGGCGUAUUGAUUUGCUUAUACAAAAUAGAAUAUUUCUAGUCGCGCAAGGCACAUUGUAGCAUUCAGGCACGAGAGUGCGACAAUGGGUUUUCUUCCUAUUCGCGCAGCGGAUGUUGUAAACACCGAAAUUAUACCGAUUCUAAUCUGCGAUCUCGAGUCGCCGGAAAUCGGAGCCGCAGGAUUGACUCGACUGAACGCAAAGUAGAAGUAGAAAAUGCUCUCCAGCUCCGUGACGCGCGAGAUCGAGCGCGUUCAAGAGUUCUCGCCUGAAAUCCACUUAGACACGCGGCAAGACGAGACCUCGUCGCGCGCAGUUCGCAUGUCUCAUGUACCUGCAUAUAUCGUGUAAAUAAUAUAAUUAUUUUUCAACGCAUUCUUCCCUUUCAGUUCCAAAGACACGCCCGUCGCGACGGGCGUCGUGCUGGGAGAAUUUAACGCGAGCUCUUUUUCGACAGUUAUUUCGCUGCUCCGCCUUUCAUCCUCCGGACACGUGGGAUUUCUGUAAAGUCUAUGAAUUUAUCGACAAAGAUUUAGAGAGAGAGAGAGAGGGAGGGGGAGACUUGUCUCAUUUUUUCAACUCUUUUAUGCACGCAGAUCUUUAAUAUUUCCCCUAGAGAGUUUACAACCGUGUUGUAUGUGUGUAAUCGCUUUCGGCAGAUGCGCGCAAUACGUAUACACGGAACUCCCCAACGAACUCCAAAGUAACAGAUACAUAACGUCAAUAUUAAUGUAAUAUAACACGCAUGUGUUAUGUACUGGUGUCAUGUAACUGUUACUUUGGUGCUUGCUGGGUCUAUAUAUAAAGAACAAAGGAAAAGAAAGAUCUCUAUACGAGUGGAUACACGGUUGCAACAUCGUACAAUGUCCGUGCCGCGGUCCGAAUUCAAAGGAGAAGGGAGGAGAUGUAUCGGUAUCGCAUAGACCGCAAAAGAAAACCUUCGCAGACAUAAUUUCGCCGAGGGCACCUCGGUUGUAACGGGAUUUUCUAUGUGAUAUUUAAAUUAAUUUAUGUUAAUUUAAACUAUCCUUAAUUAUAUACCGGACACAUUAUAUGGCGCGAAUCCACGAGACGGGAACCCGUUGCGCUCCCUCCGUGGCCACGAGCAAUUUCGUUACGUCCGUUCCAUUUGGAUGUCGUUCGAGCGAUCGAAUGCCGAAUUUGAGCGAUGAUAUUUCGUACACGUAUCUGCAAUUUGUUAAAAACAUAGUUUUAUAGUAAAUAAAGAGGAUUACGAGAAAA
Messenger RNA from Vollenhovia emeryi, 6179 nucleotides. RefSeq names its product serine/threonine-protein phosphatase 2A 56 kDa regulatory subunit gamma isoform-like. Lineage: Eukaryota; Metazoa; Arthropoda; Insecta; Hymenoptera; Formicidae. Gene Ontology annotation, molecular function: protein phosphatase activator activity. The record is from RefSeq and is a predicted model, not a curated record. Bases 898 to 2664 code for a protein of 588 amino acids. The transcript has 9 exons. Gene Ontology annotation, biological process: protein dephosphorylation; signal transduction. Gene Ontology annotation, cellular component: nucleus; cytosol; protein phosphatase type 2A complex.